AGUGAAUUUUAAAAGAAUUAAGAAGUCAGAGAACCAAGCCGAAAAACAUUUUUGUAACAAGAAGAAAUUCAAGUAAAAGUUUUAAUUAAAAUUCCACAACAAAGUUCAAAUUGCAAGUUCAACAAGAUGAUAUGUAUCAACAUUCAAUAUUUUUCAUUAUAAAAAGCUUUGUUGCUCUAUUAGAGCUUGAGAAAUAUGCAAACAAAAGAAUUUCACUUCUUGCUGAUGAAACUGUAUUAAUUACCAUUUGAAGAAAGAAAAAAUUGUUAAUUUUUAUAACCAUGAGCCAAGUCAAAACAGUUGUUAGAAUCAUUAUCGUAUCAAUGUUCUUCUUUGCUGUUAUAAAAGGGCAAAGAGUUAACAGAAGGCAAUUAUUCAAAUUCCAAAGUCAAGAAGGACAAUUGGAACAGCCAUCUCAAGAAGAUUUUGAAAAUCGAUUGCUUUCUCAGAACAUGGAUACAGAAUCCCAAGAUCAAAAAACCUCUACCCCGAUAAAUCUCGCGAUAUUAGACAGCAUUUUCAAUAUUCCUAUUCAGGCAGUUAAAACAGUGAAUGAAUUAGUGCGGACGCUGGUUAAUUUUCGGGCACGCUUAAAUCCGAACCUCAAAUCAAAUGCUGACAUAGUUGAAGAAGCGAACGACGAAGGACCAAUUACAAACCUAUGAUGCUGAAUUUACUUUUAAAUGAAGCGUCUAAUUUAAUGUCAUGCUUUCUCAUGUGUAAUCACGAGUAAAUUUUCAAUCGAAUAAUAAGUUAAGUUGAUGAAGUUUCGUGUAUUCUAAGUAAAUGCCAGCAAUAAAUUUUAUGUUUGAUAGCACAUAAAUUGAAAAGUUUUAAAAUAUUUAAUCAAGAUUUUUCUGAUCCAUUCAAUAGCAACGUUACUGACACCUGAGAUGAUUCGUGGUCAUAAAUUUCCUACCAUUUCCAGCUAUAGUAUAGUUUUGUUCAUUCACCUUUUCAUCUCAUACAGCACAAUAUUAGAGUUCAAAUAAUUUCAGGUUGAGUUGCCUUACUGCCACAAUGGG
This is a messenger RNA of Clunio marinus, 1025 nucleotides long. The record is from the annotation of a GenBank genome assembly. Lineage: Eukaryota; Metazoa; Arthropoda; Insecta; Diptera; Chironomidae.